GCAGCUGUUCCGAGGAGCCAUUCCGGGGGCCGCCGGAGGGGAUGCUUCUACCUUGCUGGGCAACCAGGCUCCACUGGCGCAUGGUCCCAGCCCUUCCUUAAUGUGUGACGGAGGGGAAAUGGUUGCUGCGCAGUUGCCCGGACAGGGCCCAGUGACCUUUGAGGAGGUGGCCGUGUACUUCACAGAGGAGGAGUGGGCUCUGCUGCAUCCAGACCAAAGAUCCCUGCAGUGGGAAGUCAUGGUGGAGAAUUAUGGGAACUUGGUCUCUCUGGGUGAAGCAAUGGAGAGUGGGAUUGUUGCCAAACAGCAGAGAAGUGACUUGGAGCCGCGAGAACCGGUUUGCGAGGCGGAGGGUGUCUCGCUUGAAGGAGCCAACUUCCAUGAAGCCCCGACGCAAGAAAAACGUUGGGAUGGGAACGAAAGGCAGGCACUCCCUCCCUUGUCCGCGGAAAGCAUGGCGAGCAAGCCCAGCGUCCGAAGACACCAGAGGAUCAGCAACCGGGAGACCCUCCUGGAAUGCUCCGAGUGCGGAAAGGUCUUCAACCGGCGCUACAGCCUCACCAGGCACCAGAGAGUCCACACGGGCGAGAAGUGGUGGAUCUGCUCGGUUUGCGGAAAGAGCUUCAGCCAGAGGUACCACCUCACCAGGCACCAGCGAGUCCACACAGGGGAGGAGUGGUGGAUCUGCACGGUGUGCGGGAAGAGCUUCCGGUGCAGCAACAGCCGCCUGAGGCACCAGAGGAUCCACACGGGCGAAAAGCCGUUUGAGUGCUCCGAGUGCGGGAGGCGCUUCAGCGAGAGCUCCACGCUGUACAAGCACCAGAGGGUCCACACCGGGGAGAAGCCGUACAAAUGCCUGGACUGCGGGAAGAGCUUCCGCCAGAAGAUCAACCUCACCCGGCACCGGACGGUCCACACGGGGGAGAGGCCGUACCCGUGCGCCGAGUGCGGGAAGAGCUUCAGUCAGAGGGUGAGCCUGACUCUGCACCGCACGAUCCACACUGGGGAGAAGCCCUACAAGUGCUCGGAGUGCGGGAAGGGCUUCAGUCAGCGGAUCAACCUCACCUCGCACCAGAGGACCCACACGGGGGAAAAACCAUACCAGUGCUCGGAGUGCGGGAAAAGCUUCAGCCGAAGCAACAGCCUUCAUUGUCAUGAACGAACUCACACAGGUGAGAAACCAUUUAAAUGCAUGGAGUGUGGAAAGAGUUUCAGUCAGAGUCAACACCUUAGAAGACAUCAACGGACUCACACAGGUGAGAAACCAUUUGAAUGCAUGGAGUGCGGAAAGAGCUUCAGUGACAGUGGAACACUUAAAAAACAUCAACAGACUCACACAGGGGAGAAACCAUAUAAAUGUAUGGAGUGUGGAAAGAGCUACAGUCAAAGUGGAACACUUAGAAUCCAUCAACGGACUCACACAGGGGAGAAACCAUUUAAUUGUAUGGAGUGCGGAAACAGCUUCAGUAGUAGUGGAAGCCUUAGAAUCCAUCAACGGACUCACACAGGGGAGAAACCAUAUAAAUGUAUGGAGUGUGGAAAGAACUUCAACCGGUGUUCACAUCUUCGUGUACAUCAACGAACUCACAUAGGAGAGAAACCAUUUGAAUGCAUGGAGUGCGGAAAGAGCUUCAGUGACAGUGGAACACUUACAAAACAUCAACGGACUCACACAGGGGAGAAACCAUAUAAAUGUACAGAGUGCGAGAAGAGCUUCAGUACAAGUGGAAGCCUUAGAAUCCAUCAACAGACUCACACAGGGGAGAAACCAUUUAAUUGUAUGGAGUGUGGAAAGAGUUUCCGUUUCCGUGGAACACUUAGAAAUCAUAAACUGAUUCACACAGGGGAGAAACCGUAUAAAUGCAUGGAGUGUGGAAAAAGCUUCAAUAGAAGUGGAACACUUACAAAACAUCAACGGACUCACACAGGGGAGAAACCAUUUAAUUGCAUGGAGUGCGGAAAGAGCUUCAGUGAGAGUGGAAAACUUAGAAUUCAUCAACAGAUUCACACAGGGGAGAAACUGUUUGGAUGCAUGAAGUGCGGAAAGAGCUUCAGUGACAGUAGAAAACUUAGAAUUCAUCAACAGAUUCACACAGGGGAGAAACUAUUUGAAUGUAUGGAGUGCGGAAAGAGCUUCAACCGGUGUUCAAGCCUUCGUGUACAUCAACGGACUCACUCAGGGGAGAAACCAUUUAAUUGCAUGGAGUGUGGUAAGAGCUUCAGUGACAGUGGAACACUUAGAAAACAUCAUCAAAUUCACACAGGGGAAAAACCAUAUAAAUGUAUGGAGUGUGGAAAGAGUUUCACUUUUAGUGGAGCAGCAAGAAGACAUCAACGGACUCACACAGGGGAGAAACCAUUGAAAUGCAUGGAAUGUGGAAAGAGUUUUAUUGAUAGUAGAGCACUUAGAAUCCAUCAUCGAAGUCACACAGGGGAAAAACCAUUUGAAUGCAUGGAGUGUGGAAAGAGCUUCAGUGACAGUUCACACCUUCGUUCACAUGAACGAACUCACACAGGCGAGAAACCAUAUAAAUGCAUGGAGUGUGGAAAGUGCUUCAGUCAGAGUUCACACCUUAGGACACAUCAAUUGACCCACACAGGAGAGAAGCCAUUCAAAUGUAUGGAGUGCGGAAAAAGCUUCAGUGAGAGUGGAGCACUUAGAAAACAUCAACGGAUUCACAUACGAAAAACCAUUUAAAUGCAUGAAGUGCGGAAAAAGCUUCAGUGACAGUUCACACCUUCGUUCACAGGAAUGAACUCACACAGGGGACAAACCAUUUGAAUGUAUGGAGUGUGGAAAGAGCUUCAGAAGAAGUGGAAAGCUUAAUUUACAUCAUUUUUUCAAAAACCUUGGAACCAGGUUCUUGGACUAUUUGGAUUGCUAGGUGAUUUAAAUGGAGUUGUCUCCACUUAAAUGGAUAGAACACAGAGACAAAAGGUUUCAAAUGGUGGAAGACUACCCAAAACUUUCUUUGAACUGGUGGACAAUAUGGAUCUAUUGUAUAUUUGGAGAUUAAAAUAUCCAACAGAAAAAGACUUCACGUGUUUUUCUGAACCAAAUCAAUCCCUUAGCUGCCUCGACUGCAUCUGGAUUACAAAAGACCUUGUUCCAAAGGCGAUAAAAGCAGAGAUCCUUCCAAAGACUUGUUCAGAUCACAAUGCUGUUUUUCUGGAAUUAAAAUUAACUCUGCAGGGUCUUUUAGAUGGAGAAUGAAUGAUGUGUUAUUCAGAAAUGAGCAGAUAGUGAAUAAGGUCCAAAAGACUUUAAUGGAUUACUUUGAUUUAAAUAUUAAUACAGCAACAGUCUUGAGGGUCGUUUGGGAUGCAAGUAAAGCAGUCAUGAGAGGUUUCCUAAUCCAACAAAAUUCAAUUUGGAAGAAAGUACAGCAUGAGGGACGCGGGUGGCGCUGUGGGUUAAACCACU
Lacerta agilis (Sand lizard) is the source of this 3424-nucleotide messenger RNA. RefSeq names its product zinc finger protein 658B-like. Gene Ontology annotation, cellular component: nucleus. NCBI's taxonomy places the organism in Eukaryota, Metazoa, Chordata, Lepidosauria, Squamata, Lacertidae. The transcript has 6 exons. Gene Ontology annotation, biological process: central nervous system development; regulation of transcription by RNA polymerase II. The record is from RefSeq and is a predicted model, not a curated record. Gene Ontology annotation, molecular function: RNA polymerase II cis-regulatory region sequence-specific DNA binding; DNA-binding transcription factor activity, RNA polymerase II-specific. The coding region runs from base 101 to 2698 and encodes 865 amino acids.